AGUCGCCGCCCGACGACGACGAACGCAGGCUACUUCCGGCGUAGCCAUGGCGGCUAACGCUACUACCAACCCGUCGCAGUUGUUGCCGCUAGAGCUUGUGGACAAAUGUAUAGGAUCGAGAAUUCACAUUGUUAUGAAGAGUGAUAAGGAAAUUGUUGGUACUCUUCUAGGAUUUGAUGACUUUGUCAAUAUGGUACUGGAAGAUGUCACGGAGUUUGAAAUCACACCAGAAGGAAGAAGGAUUACUAAACUAGAUCAAAUUUUGCUAAAUGGAAAUAAUAUAACAAUGCUGGUUCCUGGAGGGGAAGGACCCGAAGUAUGAAUGGGUUUCCUUGACUUAUGCUAGAUUCUGUUUUGUCUCACAGUGACAAAAAAAUAGAAUUUUUCUUUUUUUUACUUUUUAAAGUUUAGAUCCUAUAAAGCAAAGUUUCCCGUUAAAGGGAAAUAUUUUGAAGAUGUAUACCCAUUUUUAUAAGUUAAUCAUGAUUAUCUUGGAAAAAGAAGAAAAGAAUUUCUUCUUUGAAGACUAAAAUAAAGAUGUUUUUGGUUAA
This is a messenger RNA of Otolemur garnettii (small-eared galago), 551 nucleotides long. It is a transcript of the gene LSM5, whose product is annotated as LSM5 homolog, U6 small nuclear RNA and mRNA degradation associated. Lineage: Eukaryota; Metazoa; Chordata; Mammalia; Primates; Galagidae. Bases 47 to 322 code for a protein of 91 amino acids. Gene Ontology annotation, cellular component: Lsm1-7-Pat1 complex; U6 snRNP; U4/U6 x U5 tri-snRNP complex. Gene Ontology annotation, biological process: mRNA splicing, via spliceosome. Gene Ontology annotation, molecular function: RNA binding. The record is from RefSeq and is a predicted model, not a curated record. The transcript is spliced from 5 exons.